Molecule: messenger RNA, 10795 nt
Organism: Tinamus guttatus (white-throated tinamou)
Lineage: Eukaryota; Metazoa; Chordata; Aves; Tinamiformes; Tinamidae
Source: RefSeq, a predicted model, not a curated record
AUGCCCCGCGAUGCAUCUGGCCUGCGGAAAAACCGUGAGGGAGAAGAGAAGUCCUUGCUGGGGACGACAGCAGGGCCAGCUCUGCGUGGCCGGAGCAGCGGCCCGGAUUCCCUGCGGACGCCCGUCCGGGAAGCCGCCGGGCUCCGGAGGCAAUUCCGCCUCCGCGCGGGAGGGACUUCCAGGCUGCCGCGCCAACAAAGGCUGUUAAGUGUGGCCAGCACGCCCGGGGUCGCGUCCCAGCCCUGUUCCCUGGAGAAGAUGGAUGAAGCGAAGCGGGACUCGCCGAAUUCCCUCGGGAGGAGGCCCUGCGCUGCCCACACGAGCGGCGAGGCGCCGCGCUGGCACAGCGGGGCAGGGGCGACUCCGUCCCCUUCCAGCAGCAGCACCGAGGGGAGAAAAAGGAAAUACUCUGCUUUUAGUGAAAGGAGUUUUUAUUCGGAUGUGCUCACUGAGACAACCCUCAGCAACGUGGACGUCUGUGCUGGCCCCCACGUGCACAAGGAUUUGGUGAGACAGGCAGACCUCGAGCAGCACAGCCCAAAAGUCACAACCUUCAAGAUACCCGAGGACAUUGGAAGUUGCCUAGAGAAGCAAGUGAUUGGCCCAACCACCGAGAUCCUCAUCAAGUCAGAUUUCCCGCUGCAAGCAUUUAAGCCCAAAGUGCAGAUUCCCUUCCAAAGGCUUCCAGGGCAGUGCCCUCGAAAGAUUGAGAUAGAGAGGAGAAGGCGGCUAUACCGCAGCCUUGACAUUGCUCAGCUCUUAUCCGCUGAGGGGAUAGACUCCAAUGAGCUGAUGCCAAGACACCAGGAACUUGACACUAUGCCAACUAUUGUGGACAAGAGAGAUCCUAUUUUUCCUGUCUACCUUCCACUAAAGAUAUUUGACAAUGAAGAAUACGACUGCAGAACUCCAGAAGAGUGGAUCUUGCUAGGACUGGAGCCAGGAUCUCAUGAGAGAAAGCCAGUGCCUGGAAAAGCACUUUUACCCACGGAUGAUGUACUGGGACAUGAGGACCCCAAAAGUCAGCAGUUAAUCUACAAGUGGACUGAUGUUGGUGUUCUGGAUUAUGACAAGGAAACAAAGCUCUACUUGGUCCAUAAAACAGAUGAGAAUGGGCUAGUAAGAGAUGAAGAGGGGCGACCCAUCGUCAAUGGAGGAGUAACUCCAGAAGGAAGGGCCCCGCUGCUGCCGUGUCAGUACUGGGUUCCCCGGGUUUGCCUGCUGUUUCUGGCCGAAGAUCCCCGGGUGUUUGCCCGGCGGGUGGUUUCUGCCAACAGCUUGCGUAAGAAGACACAGGCGCUGCUGCUCUACCACCUGUACGUGGACUGCAUGCCCACAGAUGGCCUGAACAGCAUCAGUGAGGAGAGCCUGGGCAGGAUGAGGCUGCUGGCUGUGCAUACGCCCAACCUGAAGGAAGAGGAACGGGUAUUAGACCGUUUGUGCCAGCUGGAAAAAGAAGUGAGAUUAGACUACGAACGUGCAAUGAACAAGAUCAUCUUUGACAAAGUUGUCAUUUCCAAACCUCAGACGUUUUCUUAUGUUACUCUGCCAGACAAAGAUGAAGAGAAAGUGCCAGAGAAAGGGCUCAUCCGUAUCCUAGACUAUCCUUUUAAUGAGCAGCAAGCACGCUUCAGUUUUGUCUCGCUCCUGACCAGGCCAGAAGUCCUCCUUGCCCUGACACAGGUGCAAGAUGAGUGCAACAAGGCGGUUGCCAUGUCUCUGUUCCACUCAACUCUAGCCAAGCAGGUCCGCCUGGAGGAGUUUGAACAGAUACAGACCCAGACCUUCACUCAGGUUCAGAUGUUUCUCAAGGAUACUUGGAUCAAUACUCUAAAGAUUGCAAUAAAAAGCUGCCUGAGAGAUAUAGGCAAAGGCUGGUACAACCUGGAACAGAGCAACAGUUAUAUCUACGAGAUGUCCAAGCUGCAUAAGCUGAUGAACCGCAUCAAGUUCAACCUGCAAGACUCUGUGCGCUCUUUGGUUCAGAAUUCACUGGUCAGCUUCACCCAGCUUUUACUGGAUGCUUGCCACAGUGUCAUGAAUUGCUCAGAGGAUAUGGAAUGGGGGGACGAUCUCAUCAACAGUCCAUACAAACCUCGAAAGAAUCCACUCUUUGUAGUAGACCUGGUGCUAGACAGCAAUGGUGUUCACUUCAGCACUCCCGUGGAGAACUUUGAGAAAUCCCUCAUUUCUCUGUUCAAUAAGGGAAUCCUGGCAACCCACACUAUCCCACAGCUGGAAAAGUAUGUAUUGGAGAACAUACUUAUUGCGGGCACACCCUUGCUGGAAUCGGUGGAUCUGCAUGAACCAACAGUGGAAAAACUACGCAAAACUAUACAAUCUGCCAUGGAAAAGGCACUGAUCCCCCUCCAAGCCUAUGCCAAGAAAUAUGAGAAAUUCUUGGAACUCAAUAACAAUGACAUCCAGUUCUUUACGAAGGACUACGAAGAGCAAUGUCCAUCUGCCCAGGAGAUAAGGAAGAUAGUAAUCACACAUUUGUCUGAAAAAGAGAAUGUGGAUAACACCUUACCUAGCUCCAUUGUCAUUGGUCCCUUCCACAUCAUCACAGAAGGUGUUAAGCAAAAUCUGUCCAAAAAAUACAAAGCGCUUGCCACUUCCAUAUUGGACAUUCUGGCUAAAAACCUCCAUUUACAAGUAGAGAAUAUCUGCGAGGCGUACAAAGCCACCAGCUGGAAAAUGCACGAGAAGCCAAACAGCAUCGAGGAGCUGGCUGAGCUGCGAGAGUGGAUGAAGGGAGUCCCCGAGCAGCUGAGCGUGCAGGAGGAACUGAUCAAGGAAGUCAUGGCAGAUUACGAGGUCAUGGAGGAAUUCCUUUACAACCUUACCCAACAAGAUUUCACUGCAAAGUGGGCUGCAAGUUACUGGCCCCUGAAAAUAAUUAUGCAAACCAAGGCCAUUCAGCUGCAGCACCUGGAAGAGGAAGAGAAAUUUCGCAAGAUCCAGCUCAUGGAUCAGAACAACUUUCAAGAGAGGCUGGAGGCAAUGCAGCUGAGCGUGGGUGGGUUUUCCAUCCAGGUGGACGUUAGCCGAGCUCAUGAGUUGGCUAAUGAGGCAAGGCGGAUCAGAAAGCAGCAGAAGGAGCUUCAGAAUUUGGCUAUUCUCUACAACAACAGGGAAAGGAUCUUUGGGAUGCCAGUUACUAAUUACAGUAGGUUGUCCAGGAUGGUUAAGGAAUUCCAGCCAUACUACGAUCUCUGGACUACAGUUUCAGACUGGAUGCGCUGGUAUGACAGCUGGAUGAACGAUCCUCUCACGGAAAUUGAUGCUGAACAGCUAGAAAAGAACGUCAAUGAAUCUUUUAAGACGAUGCACAGAUGUGUGAGGCAGUUCAAGGAUUCGCCAGCCUGCCGGGAUAUGGCAGUGGAGCUCCGGGGCAAGAUUGAAGACUUCAAACCGUACAUUCCCCUGAUUCAAGGGCUGCACAAUCCUGGCAUGAGGAACCGGCACUGGGAGAUGCUCUCAAAAGACAUUAACAUCAACAUCAAGCCACACGCUGGGCUGACGUUUUCUCACUGCUUGGACAUGAAACUGCUGGACCACAUUGAGAGCAUUGCCAAAGUAGCUGAGAUAGCCAGCAAGGAGUACGCCAUCGAGAGUGCACUGGACAAGAUGGAGAAUGAAUGGAGCUCCAUUUUUUUUACUGUGAUGCCCUAUAAAGACACAGAUACCUUUAUUCUGAAGAACCCUGAUGAAGCUUCUCAGCUGCUGGACGAUCACAUCGUCAUGACUCAGAGCAUGUCCUUCUCGCCAUACAAGAAACCUUUUGAAGACAGGAUGAACACAUGGGAAAGCACGCUGAAGAUGACACAGGAUGUCCUAGAGGAAUGGCUGAACUGCCAGCGCUCCUGGCUCUACCUGGAGCCCAUCUUUAGCUCAGAAGACAUCAACAGACAACUCCCAGUGGAAAGCUCACGCUACCAGACCAUGGAUAGAAUCUGGAGGAACAUCAUGAAAAAUGCUAAGGAAAACCCCGAGGUGAUUUCUUUGUGUCCUGAUCCUAAGCUACUAGAGAACUUGCGGAAAUGUAACCAACUGCUAGAACUUGUGCAGAAAGGUCUGAGUGAAUAUUUGGAGACCAAGAGAAGUGCUUUCCCCAGGUUCUACUUCCUUUCAGAUGAUGAGCUGCUGGAAAUACUGUCUCAGACAAAAGACCCUACUGCUGUACAGCCUCAUCUCCGUAAAUGCUUUGAGAACAUUGCACAGCUGCUGUUCCAGGAGGACCUACAGAUCACACACAUGUACUCUGCUGAAGGAGAAGAGGUGAAGCUGUUUGUUCCCAUCUAUCCCACUGAAAAUGUGGAGGACUGGCUGCUGGAAAUUGAGAGAUCCAUGAAGGCCAGUGUACGAGACAACAUAGAGAGAUCAGUUGGUGUGUAUCCAGAGACACCACGUACUACCUGGGUUUUGCAAUGGCCUGGCCAGGUAACCAUUGCUGGUUGUCAGAUUUUCUGGACAAAGGAGGUGUCCGAAGCUCUGGAAGCUGGAGAUUUGGCCAGCAGACUUUUCCCACAGCUGGGUACUCAGCUGGCCGGUCUGGUUGCCCUGGUCCGUGGAAAACUGUCCAAGAUGCAGCGAGCAGUGUUAUCAGCUCUCAUUGUGAUUGAGGUCCACGCCAAGGAUGUUGUUGCGAAGCUGAUUGAGGAGAACGUGACAGGCGUGAAUGAUUUUGAGUGGAUCUCCCAGCUCAGAUACUACUGGACAAGGGGGGACCUGUACAUCAGAGCUGUCAAUGCUGAAUUUAUCUAUGGCUAUGAGUAUCUGGGGAACAGUGGCCGUCUGGUUAUCACACCCCUCACUGACAGGUGUUACCUGACGCUUACGGGAGCUCUGCACCUGAAAUUUGGAGGAGCACCUGCAGGACCAGCAGGAACGGGCAAAACAGAAACAACAAAAGACCUGGGGAAAGCAAUGGCCAUCCAAACUGUAGUGUUCAACUGCUCCGACCAGCUUGACUUUAUGGCAAUGGGAAAGUUCUUCAAGGGAUUAGCCAGCUCUGGAGCAUGGGCUUGCUUUGAUGAGUUCAACCGCAUUGAUAUUGAGGUGCUGUCUGUGGUGGCCCAGCAGAUCACAACCAUCCAGAAGGCACAGCAGCAGAGGGUGACUCGCUUCAUGUUUGAAGGCAUGGAGAUACCACUAGUCCCAUCCUGCGCAGUCUUCAUCACGAUGAACCCAGGGUAUGCUGGACGCACCGAAUUACCCGAUAACCUGAAGGCUCUCUUCCGUCCCGUGGCUAUGAUGGUGCCAGACUACUCCAUGAUUGCUGAGAUCUCACUGUACUCCUUUGGGUUUAACGAAGCCAAGGUCCUUGCAAAGAAGAUCACCACCACAUUCAAACUAUCAUCAGAGCAACUUAGCACCCAGGACCAUUAUGACUUUGGGAUGAGAGCUGUGAAGACUGUCAUCUCAGCAGCUGGCAACCUCAAAAGGGAGAAUCCAGCCAUGGAUGAGGAGCUGAUCUGCCUGCGGGCUAUCAGGGAUGCAAACGUGCCUAAAUUCCUGCAGGAUGACCUGAAGCUCUUCAAUGGUAUCGUCUCAGAUUUAUUUCCCAAAAUCAAAGAACAGCCUGUUGAUUAUGGUAUCCUGGAAGAAGCCAUUCGUAAAUCCUGCAUCAAACAGAAUCUGAAGGAUGUUGAUGGUUUUGUGACUAAAUGCAUCCAGCUGUACGAAACCACUGUGGUCCGACACGGCCUCAUGUUAGUGGGGCCAACGGGCUCCGGGAAGACAAAGAGUUACAAAGUCCUGGCAGAGGCAAUGACUUCUCUGAAAGGUCAGCCUGCAGCAAGUGGUGGAAAUUAUGAAGCAGUCAACUACUUUAUCCUGAACCCCAAGUCCAUCACAAUGGGCCAGCUUUAUGGAGAGUUUGACUUGCUAACGCAUGAAUGGACAGAUGGGAUCCUUUCCUCGCUCAUCCGGCGUGGAGCUGUGGCCACGGACACCAACAAGAAGUGGUAUAUGUUUGAUGGGCCAGUCGAUGCCGUGUGGAUUGAGAACAUGAACACGGUGCUGGAUGACAAUAAGAAGCUGUGUCUCAGCUCAGGAGAAAUCAUCAAGCUUACCGAGAACAUGACCAUGAUGUUUGAAGUCCAGGACUUGGCUGUCGCUUCCCCCGCCACAGUCUCCCGCUGUGGGAUGGUUUACCUGGAGCCCAGCAUCCUGGGGCUGGAGCCCUUCACCGAGUGUUGGCUGAAGAAAAUCCCAGGCAUCAUGAAGCCCUUCUCAGAGCAGUUGGCCUCGCUCUUCAGGAGAUUCCUUAAGGAGGCUAUCACCUUUGUCCGAAACUCUGUGAAGGAGAUAAUUGCCUCAACAGACAGUAACCUCACGAGGAGCCUCCUCAUGCUGUUGGAGUGUUUGUUUCAGCCUUUCAUUGCCAUCGAGGGAAUUAGGAGUAUUCCCCAGGAGAAGGCAGCACGUAUCGGAGAGCUGAUUGAACCCUGGUUUAUGUUUGCCUUGAUCUGGAGCGUGGGUGCUACAGGAGAUUCCCAAAGCCGCGUGGCCUUCAGCUUGUGGCUGAGGAAGAAGAUGGCAAAGGAAAAGAUACAGUUACUUUUCCCAGAAGAAGGGCUGGUAUAUGACUAUAAACUGGACGAUGCUGGGCUCAGUAGUGCUGAAGAUGAUCUGGAUGACGAGAUCAUUAAAGAGGUGCACUGGGAGAAGUGGCUGGACUCUACUGCACAGUUCACCCUCGUUCCGGACACCAACUUCUGUGACAUUAUCAUCCCCACAAUGAAUACAGUCCGGAUGGCCCAUCUCCUGGAGCUGUUGCUCACCAACCGUAAGCCAGUUCUUUGUGUUGGUCCCACUGGCACAGGAAAGACUCUCACUAUUGCAGACAAACUUCUGAAGAACUUGCCUCUCAAAUACAUCUCCCACUUCCUGAUGUUUUCUGCUCGCACCUCUGCCAACCAAACUCAGGAUCUCAUUGAUAGCAAACUGGAUAAGAGGCGAAAAGGUGUGUUCGGGCCUCCCCUCGGGCGCUACUUCAUAUUUUUUAUCGAUGACUUGAACAUGCCUGCGCUGGAGACGUAUGGUGCUCAGCCACCCAUUGAGCUGCUGAGGCAGUGGAUGGACCACCAGGGCUGGUACGACCGCAAGCAGAUCGGUACUUUUAAGAAGCUGGUAGAUAUUAAUUUUGUCUGUGCCAUGGGGCCUCCUGGAGGAGGAAGGAAUCCUGUCACUCCACGCCUUACCCGCCACUUCAACUACCUCUCCUUCACGGAGAUGGAGGACAGCAGCAAGAAGACCAUCUUCUCCACUAUCCUUGGCAGUUGGAUGGAUGGGCUCCUAGGAGAAAGGAGUUACAGAGAUCCAGUGCCGGGAGCACUUGCUGUCAAGGACUUGAACGAGCCUUUGGUUGAUGCCACUAUCUGCGUGUACUCAACCAUCACGUCCACGCUGCUGCCUACGCCGGCAAAGUCGCAUUACACCUUCAACCUAAGAGACCUCUCCAAAGUGUUCCAGGGCAUGCUCAUGGCUGAGCCCAGCAAGGUGGAGGACAAGCUGCAGCUGCUGAGACUGUGGUACCAUGAGAGCUGUCGGGUCUUCUGUGAUCGCCUGGUCAGUGACGAGGACCGCACCUGGUUUGAUGACUUGAUGAAGCACAUGAUGGAGGAGUUAGGCACCACUUUUGAGGAGGUCAUCCCCUCCCAGCCAGUUCUGUUUGGUGACUUCAUGGUGCAAGGUGCUGAUACCAAACUGUAUGAAGCCAUUGAGAGCCAGGAAAAGCUGAAGGCGGUGAUCGAGGAGUACCUGGAGGAGUACAACCAAAUGAACACGACGGAGAUGAAGCUGGUGCUCUUCAUGGACGCCAUGCAGCACAUCUGCCGCCUCAGCCGCAUCCUGCGGCAGGCGCUGGGCAACGCGCUGCUCCUGGGCGUCGGGGGCAGCGGCAGGCAGUCUCUCACCAGGCUGGCCUCCCACAUGGCCGAGUAUGAGUGUUUCCAGAUUGAACUGUCCAAAAAUUACGGCAUGACAGAGUGGCGAGAUGAUGUGAAGAAGAUCAUGAUGAAGGCAGGCCUUCAAAGCCUACCGAUGACGUUUCUGUUCGCAGACACACAGAUUAAAAGCGAGUCCUUCCUUGAGGAUAUCAACAGCAUGCUCAACUCGGGUGAUAUUCCCAACAUUUACAACCUUGACGACCAAGAGCAAAUCAUGACAGCGAUGAAGCCCGUCAUUCGGGAUCUGGGCCUGCAGCCCACCAAGGCCAACCUGAUGGCUGCCUACACGGGACGGGUGCGCAGCACCAUCCACAUGGUCCUGUGCAUGAGCCCUAUUGGUGAAGUUUUCCGAGCACGCUUGAGACAGUUCCCCUCUCUAGUGAACUGCUGUACCAUUGACUGGUUUAACGAGUGGCCUGCUGAAGCGCUGCAAUGUGUUGCCUCCUCCUUCUUGAAUGAGAUCCCAGAUCUUGGUGCCAAUGAAGAAGGCGUGGAUGGGAUGAUUCAGAUGUGUAUAGAAAUCCAUCAGAGUGUGGCAAAAAAGUGCCAGAUGUACCUGGCAGAGCUGGCCAGGCACAAUUAUGUCACUCCCAAAAGCUACCUAGAGUUCCUCAGCCUUUUCAGUUCCCUCAUUGGAAAGAAGAAACAGAAACUGAAGACAGCCAUGAACAGGAUGAAAAGCGGCCUGGACAAGCUCCUGCAGACAGCAGAGGAUGUGGCGAAGAUGCAGGAAGAGCUGGAGUCUGCUCGCCCUCUCCUGGCAGAAGCGGCCAAGGACACCCUGGCAACUAUGGAACAACUGCAGGCGGACGCAGCUGUAGCUGAAGAGACGCGAAACGCUGUGCAGGCUGAGGAGGCGAGAGCCAAAGCCAAAGCUCAGACAGCUCAAGCCAUUGCAGAUGAUGCCCAGAAGGACCUGGCCGAAGCACUUCCAGCCCUGGAUGCUGCUCUUGCCAGCCUGAGGAACCUCAACAAAAAUGAUGUUACAGAGGUACGAGCAAUGCAGCGGCCUCCAGUUGGUGUGAAGAUGGUGAUCGAAGCUGUCUGCAUCAUGAAAGAAAUCAAGCCCAAAAGGGUGCCAGGAGAAAAGCUGGGCACCAAGGUGGAUGAUUACUGGGAGCCCGGCAAGGCUCUUCUCCAGGACCCGGGGAAAUUCCUGGACAGCCUAUUUAAGUACAACAAGGACAACAUUGCAGAGUCUGUGAUCAAAGCCAUCCAGCCCUACAUUGACAGCGUGGAGUUCCAGCCAUCUGCCAUUGCCAAGGUCUCCAAAGCCUGCACCUCCAUCUGCCAGUGGGUGCGUGCCAUGUACAAGUACCACUUUGUGGCCAAGGCUGUGGAGCCCAAGCGGCAAGCCUUCCGGGAAGCAGAAGCGGACCUGCACCUCACCCAGCAGGUCCUUGAGGAAGCCAAGGACCGCCUGAGGGAGGUUGAAGACGGCAUCUCGAUGCUGCAGGCCAAGUAUAACAACUGCGUGGCCAAGAAGGAAGAGCUGGAGAUGAAGUGUGAGCAGUGCGAGCAGAGGCUGGGCUAUGCUGACAAGCUCAUUAACGGCCUGGCUGACGAGAAGGUGCGCUGGCAGGACACCGUACAGAGCCUGGAUUACAUGCUCAACAACAUCGCCGGGGACGUGCUGGUCGCGGCUGGCUUCGUGGCCUACCUGGGCCCGUUCACAGGCGACUACCGCACAGCGCUGUGCAAGGAGUGGCUGAGGCAGCUGUCAGAGAACAACGUUCCCCACACCAAGGACCCCAACCUGAUCAGCACCCUCGGAGAUCCCAUGGAAAUCCGCUCCUGGCAGAUUGCUGGCUUACCCAACGAUAGCCUGUCCGUGGAGAAUGGGGUAAUAACGGAGUUCUCCCAGCGCUGGACUCACUAUAUCGAUCCCCAGGGACAAGCAAACAAGUGGAUCAAGAACCUGGAGAAGGAGAACAACCUGGAGGUGGCCAAGCAGAGUGACCGGGACUUCCUCAGCACUCUGGAGAACUCCAUUAGCUUUGGGAAGCCCUUCCUGCUGGAGAACGUUGGCGAGGAGCUAGACCCAGCCCUUGAGCCUGUCCUCUUGAAACAGACCUACAAGCACCAAGGCAACACAGUGCUGAAGCUGGGGGACACAGUGAUCCCCUAUCAAGAGGAUUUCAGGAUGUACAUCACCACCAAACUGCCCAACCCUCACUACACCCCGGAGGUCUGCACGAAGGUCACCCUCAUCAACUUCACCCUCUCACCCAGUGGCUUGGAAGACCAGCUGCUGGGCCAAGUGGUAGCUGAGGAGAGGCCUGACUUAGAAGAGGCCAGAAACCAGCUGGUCGUCAGCAAUGCCAAGAUGCGCCAGGAGCUGAAGGCCAUAGAAGACCAGAUCCUCUACCGGCUCAGCACUUCGGAGGGGAACCCUGUAGAUGACCUGGAGCUCAUCAACGUGCUGGAGGCAUCCAAGCUCAAGGCAGGAGAGAUCGAGGCCAAGGUAAAGGUUGCAGAGCAGACAGAGAAGGACAUUGACAUCACGCGCAUGGAGUAUGUGCCCGUCGCUGUCCGCACCCAGAUCCUCUACUUCUGUGUCUCAGACCUGGCCAACGUGGACCCUAUGUACCAGUACUCACUCGAGUGGUUCCUCAACAUCUUCUUAACAGGGAUCGCCAACUCCGAGAGAGCAGACACCCUGAAGGACCGGAUCACGAACAUCAACAACUAUGUCACCUUCAGUCUCUACAGCAACGUGUGCCGCAGCCUCUUUGAGAAGCACAAGCUCAUGUUUGCCUUUCUGGUGUGCGUCCGGAUUAUGAUGAACGAAGGGCAGAUCAACAUGGUGAGUGAGCUGUCUUAGUCCUUUGGUAGGAUCC